Messenger RNA from Ipomoea nil (Japanese morning glory), 1127 nucleotides. RefSeq names its product putative low molecular weight protein-tyrosine-phosphatase slr0328. Gene Ontology annotation, biological process: protein dephosphorylation. Gene Ontology annotation, molecular function: protein tyrosine phosphatase activity. Bases 153 to 899 code for a protein of 248 amino acids. The record is from RefSeq and is a predicted model, not a curated record. Lineage: Eukaryota; Viridiplantae; Streptophyta; Magnoliopsida; Solanales; Convolvulaceae. The transcript has 5 exons.
CAUUCUUAUCAAUCUAGGUACCAUUGUACCAAGAAUCCUCAACCAAUCACAGUUUUUCUUUAGCAUAUACCCAGAAAGAAAAAUAAAAAAUCCCAUUUUUUUUUUUGGAGUACAAUAUUGCUUUUUGAUUGUUUGAUCUUUGAAACCCAGCCAUGAGGGCCUUGUAUACUAAAGCCUCCAUAUCUGUGCCCAAAUCCUUUAAACAACCAAAGUACUGCCACCACUCUCCCUCUCCUCUCAGACCACCAUUUCUGAGCUCUCUCCUCACUCCAAGAUUCCCAUCUCUGCAAAUUUCACUCCCACCACCGCAGACCCAGAGAGGAUCCUUAACCAGAGCGUCAAUGGCGUCUUCUCAGUCAUCGGGGACAGGCCAAGGGGCCGAAGAGCCCACCAAGUCAUUCUCAGUUCUCUUUGUUUGCCUGGGCAACAUCUGCAGAAGCCCGGCUGCUGAGGGCGUGUUCACGGAUUUGGUCAACAAAAAAGGCCUUCAUUCUAACUUCAUCAUUGAUUCUGCCGGCACUAUCAAUUACCACGAGGGUAAUCAAGCAGACCCAAGAAUGAGGGCUGCUGCUAAGAAACGUGGGAUUGAAAUAACUUCCAUUUCCAGGCCGAUUAGACCGUCUGAUUUCAAAGACUUUGAUCUCAUCCUUGCAAUGGAUGAACAAAAUAAAGAUGAUAUACUAAGGGCUUUCGAGAAGUGGAGCAGAAGAGAGGCAUUACCAGCCGAUGCACAUGAGAAGGUUCGUUUAAUGUGUUCAUACUGUAAAAAGCAUGACGAGACUGAGGUGCCCGACCCUUACUAUGGUGGACCUCAAGGCUUUGAGAAGGUUCUAGAUUUACUCGAAGACGCUUGUGAUUCGCUAUUGGACAACAUUCAGGCACACAAGGGUCAGAAGUGAGAUUCCAUGGCAAAAAAUCAGGAAUAUGAUGUUAUUCUUAGUUAUUCAUGGCAACAUGUGUAACAAAGUCAGAUAAUAAAUGGCCCUCUCCAGAUUUAAGAUUGCAGUUUGGUCAAAAACAGCAUAUACAAGAUGAUAGUAUUUGAAUCUCCAUCACAGUUAGCUGUUUGCUGUUUGCAAUUUGGCAUUAGACAGACCUUAGAAUAAAAAUUAUGACUUAUUCUCCUU